Spirodela intermedia is the source of this 11017-nucleotide messenger RNA. The record is from the annotation of a GenBank genome assembly. NCBI's taxonomy places the organism in Eukaryota, Viridiplantae, Streptophyta, Magnoliopsida, Alismatales, Araceae.
AUGGCGCUGUCGAAGGCGGAGUUCGGCGGGAGGAGCAGCGUCAGAGUCGUCGUCGCCGGCGACCUGAACACCGGCAAGUCCAGCCUCAUCGUGUCAGCCGCCACCGAGACCUUCCCCGAGAACGUUCCCGCGGUCGUCCCACCGACGCGCCUACCCGCCGAUUAUUACCCCGAUCGAGUCCCCGUCACCAUCAUCGACACCUCGUCCAGGUUGCCGAGCUCCGGGAACAGUCCUGUUUCUGCUUUUUUUUUGUUUUUUGGGUGAAUUUAGCUCUUUUUUAUCUGACAUUUCGGGGGAUCUGUUUUUGUGGAUUUCUGCCCCUGUUUCAGAGAGGAGCAUAGAGUGAGUCUGGUCUCAGAGUGCCAAAAGGCCGAUGCCAUUGUCCUGACGUACGCUUGCGACCGCCCUUCCACGCUUGAGAGGCUGAAAACCUACUGGCUUCCUGAGCUCCGUCGGCUAGAUGUGUGCUCCCGGAUUUCUUCAUCUGUAUUGCAUUUGUCGUAUUUUUCUAACCUCUUGAUUAGUGUGGAAUUCUCUUGGGUGUUGUUUCGUAAAUUUGUUCUCAGGUGAAAGUUCCUGUGAUCGUGGUCGGGUGCAAGCUGGAUUUGCGUGAGGAUCAUCAGUUGAGCCUGGAGCAAGUGAUGGCUCCAAUCAUGCAACAAUUCCGGGAGAUAGAGACGUGUAUUGAGUGCUCAGCUUUGAAGCAAAUUCAGGUUGCCAUGUGGUUCAUCACUUCAUGAGAAUUUCUAUUUUUUUUUUCAAUCUGAUUUUUCUAGGGAUUGAAAAAAAAAAAUCAUUUACUUUGGGCAUCAACGAUCUCAUUAUUUUACAAUGCCGUAAUCUGGUGCGGAGGGCACACUCUUAAUUUUUUUUUUUCUGUUUCUUAUCCAACCGCCAGUCUUCUUAUUCUACAAAGUACUAUGAUUUUUAUUUUUAAAUAUUCAUGAUUUAUUUUUUGCGGUUUCUUGCUACUUGUUGUGAGGACUUAAGCACCAUUUGUGGUGGAGGAUGUGAUACUCAGUAAGCAGGUUUCCAGGCCAUUAUUUUCUUUGUUGCGUGGGGGGCAGUGAAUGAUAAUUACAUGAUCCUUUUUGGAUUCGGCAUACUUUCUUCGGUCUAGUAAACAGCUGUGUUCUGCAAUUUAUUCAGUGCAUCACAGUUUUUUUUCCCGCAUUGUGAGUGCUCCGUGUGAUCAUUUCUGCUACAAAACAAAGGUACUACUUUCAAGCAUGGUUCAUUAAGUAUGAGAUUUUCAGAGAAAGGAUUUGUGUACCUUGAAAGAGAAAAGGGCGAAAUAUUAAAUAAAUAGAAUUCUUUUUCCGUUUUCUAUGUAUGUGACUAUUCAAACUAUAUUUUGCAACUAAUUAUUUUGGACUACUUUCAGUUGUAGUCUAGCAGAAUCCUAUGUGUUGAAACUGUAGAUUAUUAUUUGACUUGCAUUCAAAAUAUCAUAUAUAUUCCAAUUUUUCUAUAAUAAAAUAUUACUCAAAGAAACAUCUCAAACGCAACUAUCUGGUCAAAUGUUGGCUAAUAUUGUUUCGAAUCGGUUAGUCAUCGUUAGCCUUAGCUGUCAAAUGCUCCUAUUACAUUUUGGGAAGAGAUUUAAUGAAGAAGGAACACGACAAGUUUAAUAGAUUUAUGUGAGGUCUUAUCUGAGAAUCUCGGCAAAAAUGGGUCUCUUUUUAUUCAAUUUUCACUCCUUGUGGUGAAGUUUUGUGCAAAAUGAUUAUUAGGCAGAGAUUUAUCUCUCUUUUUCUUUACAGCUCUGUUAUCUCCUAUACUAUGCCUAAAUGUGAGAUGAAAUUGCGCCAUUUUCUGUCUAGGUGCCUGAGGUCUUCUAUUAUGCUCAGAAGGCAGUUCUUCACCCAACUGCCCCACUGUUUGAUCAAGAAACGCAGUCCUUGAAGCCAAGAUGUGUCAGGGCUUUGAAAAGGAUAUUUAUUCUUUGUGAUCAUGAUAGAGAUGGAGCUCUCAGUGAUGCAGAACUUAAUGAUUUUCAGGUAGCAUCUCUUCAUUUCAACUACCUCUUGUAACAGUUCAACUACCUCUUGCAGAACGUAAAAUAUUUAUAAUUUUAAGUUUUCUAGUUUUUGUUUUGAGAAGGUUUUGCCGGGACACUUCCAUGCAGGUUAGAUGUUUCAAUGCUCCACUUCAGCCCUCGGAAAUAGUUGGUGUAAAGAAGGUUGUGCAAGAGAAAAUGCCAGAGGGGGUCAAUGAACAUGGUCUGACACUGACUGGAUUCCUUUUCCUGCAUGCACUUUUUAUUGAGAGAGGACGUCUUGAGACAACCUGGACAGUCCUCAGAAAAUUUGGGUAUGAUAACAAUAUUAAACUCAGGGAUGAUCUCCUUUCGCUUAAAUUCAAGCGAGCCCCUGAUCAGGUAUCUAUUUCAUAUUUUUUUUCAUGUAACCAUUUAUCCCUAUUGCUUGAAUAUCUGGGCCUAUUAAUUAAAGACGAAAUUUUUUGGCGAAAGACCAAAGCACCAUCCUUAGAGGAUACAGAAGCAUAUAAAUCACCGGACCUUUCACAGAUUUAUUUUUACCAAACGUGCUAUAUAUGGAUGCUACUAGAUUUUAUUUUAUUUUGUCGGUUUCAUGUCCAUGUCACUGCAUAUUGAUCUUGAAAUGAUUGUUGAAAUCUUUUUUUCUUGUAGAGUCUGGAGUUGACUGAUGUGGCUGUGGAGUUUCUGAAGCGAAUAUUUUAUUUGUUUGAUGCGGACAAUGUAUGCAUUCCGUUAUUCCUUUCUCUUGAAUAUGUUGAAAAUUAUGGCGGUUUCCUUGGGUUAUAGAGAUCAAAAUCCGAUUAUCAAGUUUUACGAGAAUUUAUAGAGUUUGGAGUCUCGACACUAUAAUCCUAGCUGAUUCUUUCAUAUUACAUCUCAAACUGCGGCUUGACAACUAGCAACUCUGUUUUCCUGUUCCUGUGAUUGGUGAUGGCCUCGUUUGCUUUUCACCACCACUUGUCAGGUGGCUCAAAUUGGUGGCCCAAAAGGUGCCUUUGAACCUCUGCAUUGGAGCAUUGCCUACCUGCCUUGGCCUGCUUAAAUAAUCACGAUCAUGCCUUCGAAAUUACCUACUUUCAUUAUCAUAUUCAGGCUGUACUUUUAAAGUGCGGUUGAUAACUUAACCGAUUUAGAUUUUUUUUCGGACUGUACAUUAAUUGUCUACCUAACUAGCACAUAAAAUGCACAUUUUAUCUACUAGGAUGGUUCUCUGAGACCAGCCGAACUGGAUGAUCUUUUCUCAACUGCACCUGAAAGGUCAGUUUUAUUUCAAAGCUGUGCCUCAUAAGUCGUGUUUGCUGUUUUCACUUCCUGCUAUUUAGCUGUUCGGCAUUUCUAUUUCUCCCACUUUAUGAAAGAUUCUGGAUAUUGAUCCGAAUAAAGAUAAAAUAUUUCUGUCAACAUUAUUCUACGAUUUAUCAGGAUGGGGUAAUCGAUUUUAUCAGAAACUUCUUAUUUUGUGAAAUAUAGGAUAUUACCUUAUUUAUCAUAAAAUUCCCUGGGAUAAGAUAUCCUUAUUUGUUCUAUUUUAAUUCUUUCCCAUGCAAACUCUAAUUCUGAAAGACUAUUUCGAUUCUUAUCUUCUUGCAUUUUCUCAACCCAUGUUGAUUUCUGUUGAGUUUCCUUCAGUUCCUUUGUGUCUUGAGGAAUAAGAGACCUUCUCGUGGAAGGGAGGAAAAAACGGAACUUCUAUUGAACACAAGGGAAGGAAAUCGUGUUUCUGAAAAUUGUACAUGACGACAGGUAUCUGACGGGGAAGGUUCUGGACACAAACCUGACACUCCGAGACAAGCUUGUGAUAUGCUCGUGCUUUUUAAAGUGAAGCACGUGAUACACUCCCCCUAAGCCACCGGCAUAGUAUUUCAACAAUUUCAAAUUCCUUCUCCUCUCUCUUCUUCUUGAAAUUUAGCUUCCCUGGGCUUCCUUUCCCGAGUUUUUCAAUGAACCCUAACCAUGUCUGGUAAGCCCUUGGGUCUUUUUGGGUUGCCACAACCUGCCUGGCUCCUCUUGGUGUUUAGUCUGGAACCUCGUUUAUGAGGUAUACUCCCUUGACUAGUGGGCACUUCAAAGUUGCCUCUUAUUUGCACGAUUUAGUAGAGAAAAGAUGCAGUCUUUUAUGUGCCAGCAUUUCACGUGGUACAUUUCACUGUCCCUGCCUGGUCUACUGUUGGUAUAACCUUCUAGAGUGUCGUAUAAAAGCAGUUGGGAAAAAAUGUCGUCCAUUUUCCCUAUGUUGUCGAUUGGCAAAGGCUUUGGCGGAUGCUGACAGUGGCAGAGCAUGAUUGAUUCUAAGGCUUUCUGGUGGAAUUUGGUUGCUACUAUCUCCCUGAUUUCUUGAGCAGAAUCUUCAACUUCGUCCAGUUAUUAACUUUAUUUCAUUGUAUGUUAACUAGGAGUGUAAACCUUUUUCCAGAUUUACAUCUGAUGCUUUUAGAAGUGUCUGUUAUUUAUUCCACUUGCUUUUCCGAUUGAUGGUAAUGCUGUCCCAAAUAUAAAAAUGGGGAAAUUGAGCGGGGGAAGAAGGAAAGAGAGACCAUAUCCAUGACAUUGUCUAAGGGCUUUUGGGUCCAGCUGUUUAAGACCGAAGGUGAUAGAAGUGAAUAAUAAGUAACAUCUUUAGAGUAACAUUUGACAUGAUAGAGAAAAUAAAUCCAACAUUUAUUUUUGAAUCCUUUGUUUUUGGCUGGCUGGAUGCCUCUGUGGAGUGCUUUAGUGUGCAUUUGGCAUUAUUCUUAUUUUUUCCCCUUUUCUAGUGUUACCAUUUCAAGUUGAAGCAAUGAUACAUAUGAUCAUAUUCAUCUGUCUGCUUCUUUCGCAGAUAAAUUAUUUUGCUAACAAGGAAAUUCAAAAUUUUGUCUUUUUUAUUGUCUUCCAAAUCCAAAUGGCUAAAUUGCUGGUGGUCAGCUUUCUGUUUUUGAUAUUGUUAUCUAUUUGAAUAUCAUCCUUCGUUUACAGCCCGUGGGCAGUAGGUCCUUACAAGGAUGCUGCGGAAAAGAAUGUGUUGGGAGGAUUAUCACUUGAAGGUUUUCUAUCAGAGGUAUUGACGUGAACUAAUGUUUACCAAUUUAUAUAAUACAAUAUCUGUUUUAGGUCGUACUUAUUCUCAACUCUUUUUCUCCCUGUUUCCUAUUUUUUAAAUUUUAUAUUUUUUGUGUAUAUUUUUUAAGCCUGGUUUACUAUGAAAGUGAUUUACCUGGAUAAACCUGUUUAACCCAUCAGAUGACUGAAAAAAUACAUGUCACUCCAGUGGGCUCUGAUGACGGUUCUGGAUCCAGUCAGUAGCCUUGCGAACCUUAUCUACAUUGGGUAUACUGGCGAUGCUGCUUCUGCAUUCCACGUAACAAGAAGAAGGCGUUCUGAUAGGAAAAGGCAACAUUCAAUGCGAAAUGUUUACCGCUGCUUUGUGUUUGGUCCCAGAAAUGCUGGAAAGUCGACAUUGUUAAAUUCAUUGACUGGGAGGUGAGGCAAUCUCUGGAAGAUGUUUGUUUAGACAGGCUGAUCCUGGGGAUUAGUUUAUUCGUUACGUUUUUAACCUUAUGGAUCAUUAUCUUUGUCUAAGUUUUAUGACUCAUAUUGACGGCGUUCAUUUUCCCUACUGAACACAGACCUUUUGCUGAAAAUAACAUGCCGGCCACUCAACAGCUGUUUUCAGCAAAUGUCGUUGACAUGCCCGAGGUAAUUGUUGCAGAUGAGCAUGGCGUUUGUCAUUAUUUGCAUUUAUCAUGUCUUUAGUGAAAACCCAGUUUUCAGAUCUGCAUUCAUGGACGUUAAAGCUGAUUGCAUUCCUAUAGUUCCUUCCAACGAUAUGCAUAUUCAUAACUUUGUCAUUGUCUUUUAUGUUACAAAAUCUAUGGUUCAAAAAUUGCACAAGAAACUCGUAGUUUUAAGUUCUCAUGAUGAAAUAGUCUCCACGCUCAUGAUAUUUGUAAAUGCUGUUAAAGUAAAGAAAUUUUCUCUAUUAUUUUUCUGUGUCUAACUAAGUUCAAAUUGUUUGGGAUACUUGAACAUUAUGUCAAAAAUUUGUUUCAAACUGUGUGAGGGUGCCUGAUUUUUGGGUAGAUCGUCGAUUUUCGUGGAUUUUCUAUUCUUAGACUUUUGGAACAGUUCAAGAUGGCAUAAUUCACAAAAUCUUUUGAACAUUCUUUUCUUGUUUUGAAAAUUAUGCUAUACCUUUGCGCCAUUCAAUCAAAAGAAGCAUUUGAACACUAAAUUGGGUGAAAACAUUACGAUUCUGGUUCAUUUUCUCCUAGCGUGAGCAUAAUUUUUAAUUAUUUUGUUGGAUCUACAAUGGAUGGCAUAAAAGAAAGUGAAACUGGAGCAUGAUUGUUGUUGUAAGCCGUUUCCAUCUGAUCUGUUUCAAAUAAAUAUGAAUACAGGACAGCAUAAAUUUUGUGUGUGGGGGCAAGGAGAAAGGGUGGGAUAAGAGAUAAUAUUGGUUUCUUAUUCUUCCGCUUUUUCAAUGUGUUUCCUCGAAACUUAUCUUUUUUCAGCUUAAAAAUGGAACUGGGGCUUUCAUUUGAUCCUCUCAUAUUAAUGAUUUGUCCUUUCAAGGCUUGGAUACUAGAUCUAUCACUGAUUAACAAAGAAGUUCCCCGGUAUGAAUUGUUGUUUCAUUUUUUCAUGUAGAGCGCUCCGACCACAGCUCUAUUUUACCCGUACGCCUUCAUCUAGCUAACUAAUUGAACAUUGACCUUUGGCACUCGAUCCUACACCUGUUACCUCCGGAAGUUUCGACUAUGAAAGAAGUAUGAAAAUGACAUACUCUUUGUAAGAUAUUCGUCAAUGCAAAUGCUACCAUUUGUCGAAUGAGAAUGCUGGACACUUUCUCUUUGAAUGUUAGGGGGAAGCACCUUUGACUCCUAAUCUAAGUUGUUGUGGGACAGAUUUUGGUCCAAUUCAGGAGUCUGUCUGCCGUAAUCUCACUCACACUGGGAUUCUUCAUCCUGAAGAAAAUAAAGAUAAUUUAUAUGGAUAAGAACUAUUCAUUCAUAUUUUUUGAAGAAUAUGAUUUAUGCACUGCUAAUUGUCAAGAUAACAAAGAUUCUACUAUAUCCUUUGUCAUCUGUGAAACAGAUGUCAUUGUCUACCAUCACCAAAUAUCUACUUUGAGAAGUAUCUUCCUGGAACUUAGAACCGUUGCUAGGAGCAGCAUGUUGCAUUUCCUAUAGAUUUUCUGCCAUGAAAUGAUAUGUUAUCUCCAAUUUUUAUAGUCACUAGAUAUAAUUUCCUGAACCCCAAUUUUCUUUAGUUAUACACACUGUCCCCCAGUUGAUGUCUUCCAAGCCUCUACAUCUAUAAUCACUUAUAUGCUAGAAAAUUGCCAAGGAUUUUUAUUGAUGCCUCAUGAUGCAAUACUUUCCAACUGUAUAGUUGAUGUUUGAUCUGAUUCCCUAGGGUAAUAAAUUUUCGAUCUUUUUAUGAUUUUUUUGUUCUUGGUGAAGGGAGGCAAGAAGACGUUGAUAAUGCAAGAAAUUCCGGCGGAUGAAGUUAAAACAUUACUUUCCAACAAAGAUUCCUUGGCACCUUGUGAUAUAGCGGUAUUUGUCUAUGACAGGUAUUGAAAAGAAACCUACAUAUUUUUCAUAGCAAUUUUUGCAAUAUUAUUGUGCAUCUAAAAGGACCACCCGAUGAAAUCCUUGUCAUAGAUGAUAUUGAUAAUCUAUAUGCUUCCUUCUUCUAAGUGUUACCAGCAAUUGUUGGAUAUAACAAAAAAGAGCGGCUUGCUUCUGAUCUUUUUCAUAUUUAAUUCAUUUAUUUCGUCUAUAUGGAGUUGGAUUAUGCACUUUGCGAUAUGGCCCGACAUCAUGAAAGUCUUAACUUAAUCCCAUAGGAGUGAUCUAUAGAAUACUGGGUUAACCUUUCUGACUAUUAUGACGUAUGGAAUAGGAUACAUGGGGUCCUGUUGCAGUGCGUAGGGGUCAUGCCUCCUUUCUCUACUUUCCCUAGUUCUAAAGUAUUGAAGUACUUGGGAAAAAAAUUCCUGUAAGAUAUUUCUUGACCUGAGACAUCUAUUGGGCAGCUGGAGACCUAGUCUUAAUUAGAUGUUAUCCUUGCAGUUUAUAAACCAUUAUCAUAAUAGUAAUAAUGUUCAUUUCACUUGUGGCUACAUCAUAUUUUUGUUGAUUCAUUCUGGAAAUAUGUCAUCUUGUACUGGUAUCUAGGUGAUCUAUUAUGACCUCAAUUUCUUGAUGCACAUGAAGCUCUGAUGAAAGCUCCUGGAAGAAGGCAACAGACUUGCUCAUUCAAGUUGCUAGCCAUGGUGAAAACAAUGGCUUUGAGGUUCCUUGUCUUAUUGUCUCAGCCAAGGACGACCUGGAUCCAUAUCCUUUAUCUGUAAAAGAUGCAACUAGGGUAUGUGCCAAUGCUUCAAAGUCUCAAUUUUUGUGUAUUCGCAUGCUUAUUGAUGAAGUCUCCUUUAUGUUUGCAUAAUUAUCUCCUUGGAUUAUUAUAGUGAUUUUUUCUCUUUUGACCGAGAUAAUUGGAUGACGUAAGGAUAUCAAUAGAUUCGUGUAUUUGGGUUUUGGAUAGCAUUAUCGCUCUCAAGUGGUCAUUCGAUGUCAUGAAUAGAUGAUCUUUUAACUUUGGGAUAUUAACGUGAAUGUGGGCAACAAUUUAACCGGAAAUUAACAUUAUACUUGUAUAAUGAUAUAUGCCAAUGAAAAUUCUGUAUGUUUGCCCAUUCACGGGCAUAUUUAUUUAACUGAAUAUUUAUGUUUAUAUGGCAUUGUUAUCUGUUAGAGAAUAAAAUAUGAUUGCCCAACAUGUCAGAGGUUGAGGGACUUGCCCACUCAGGCAGCCCUGCUGUAUAUCUAGAGACUGUUAGUCUUUCGCAAUGGCCUGUAAAUGCCCUGUCCCAGCUUGGUAAUUGUUUUUUGAAAAAAGCUCUCUGAAAGAUAAUUCUUAAAAAUAUACAAGUUUUCAAAAAAUCGAUUUGAAAUUAUAGUGCAUUACAGCAUUUUUUGUUGAUGAACAGGAAGAUAUAAUUCUGGAUUAAUCAUGUGCUGUUGUUUACUGCUAUCAACAUCAUUUCCCUUGUGUUUAAUAAAUAGGACAUGAAAGACGAAUGUGGCUUGUCUUUUACCGUGUUUUUGCCUGACUGUUCAAAUUUUUCUCUAGAUUAUUUUAAUUUAUUUUGCGAUUCGAAAAUGACAGAUGUUCUUUUGAAUUUUCUUCUUCAUAAGAAUCGCAGGUCGUGGGUACUGUGAAAUUCAUUGCUUUUAAGUGAUAACAAUCGGUAAACUUCUUUUUAGUAUGAUAAAUAGUUCUCUAAUAGGAUGUGGAGAGCUCGUUCUCGUCAUCAGACAUUCUUGCACCUGUGCACUUCAGUUUUUAAACUGUGAUCUUCCCAGUUCGCAUCUUUUCUUAUUCCUGUACUCUCCUAUCCAAUUCUCCAUUGGAAAUGCUGAUAGUCGAGGAAUUGAUUACUAUCCAACUGCUUAUGUAAUUAUAAUUGAAGCUUUUCUCAUUUUCUACACAUUAUUGUGAAGCAUGAUUGAGCACAAAAUUUCGGGUCUCCCAUCAUUCCUUUGCUUUAUUUUAUUUCUUCUUAACACCCUAAUCACAUCUUUCAAUACAUCUAUAUAUAUAUAUAUAUGAAUUGAUAUUAGGUAAUUGAGUUGUGCUUGUUCUUUGUUCACCCAUUGCUCCUGCAGUUCAGUCAGGAGAUGGGGAUAGAAACUCCCAUUCCUGUCAGUAUAAAGUUAGGAGACUUCAAUAACGUAUUCCAAAGGAUCAUCAGUGCCGCACAGCAGCCCCAUCUGAGCAUUCCCGAGACCGAGGCUGGAAAAUACCGCAAGCAGUGUCAGCAGAUCUUCAAGAACUCUCUUGUGGUUAUUUCCGGUAAUCCUCCUCUCUCUCUUUCUCUCUCUCUCUCUCUCUCUCUCUCUCUCUCUCUAUAUAUAUAUAUAUAUAUAUAUAUAUGUAUAGAUUCUCUUUAUGCAUUCUUUCUUCCUUCUAUUUUUGUGUCAUCCUGUCUAUUCAUCUCUCUAUUUCUGUAUGUAUGAAUUCCCGGGUACCCUCUAUUCAUGCCAAACCAUUGAAGUUCCUCUUUCAUCUAAGUGGGAAGUGUGAUAUCACAGGAAGAGAUGAACAGAUUUAUAUGGAAAGCAUCAUCUCUCUUGAAUUUGUUUCUCUCAUACCUUUCUGUUUGCUGUUUAUAUCUUAUUUUAGUUAGUCUUUUGGUUUUCAUAUGAUUUUCAAUGAAGCAUGGACUUUAUUUUUUUGCUGUACUCAGUGGAACAGAUGUCAGCUGACAUGAGUUAUCUUUAUAUAUGCACAUUUAUACACAGAUAUAUUUAUAUAUUAUUAUGCGUGUGCGUGUUUGACUUUAUAGCCGGAAUGUUUAAGUUUAUUGAAAAAGUCGAUCAUAUAUGAGUAUCCUUGCUUUGUUGCCAAGUUUCUGUGUACAUUGAGGCAAAUGCUGGCAUGCUUCUCUCUCUCUCUCUCCCCCUCCCCUUCCUAUAAAUUUAUAUGGAUGUAGAUUCUUAGUCUGAUUACCAUCAUUCUUCUAAUUCAGAUCAUUAAGCUCUAGAGACAGUUGUUUUCCCUCUUCAUUAGCAUAAUUUGCCCCCCCCCCCUCCUCUCUCUCUCUCUCUCUCUCUCUCUCUCUCGCAAUGUAUUGACUGGAUAUAUUUGUUUACAAAUAUAGACUGAAUUUUAUUUUUUUGCUGGUUCAAAAUCAACCAUGAUUUCUUAUUUAGUUAGUGAUUCUUCAACUCAAUCGCUAUAGUCGGUUCCCCUUCAUAUGCAUAUUCAUCGCAUACUCUAUUCCGAUUUUAGUAGUGUUUCUGCUUCUCUCUCUCUCUCUCUCUCUCUCUCUCUCUAGAUAUAUAUAUAUAUGUUAUUUAUCUAUAUAUAUCGAUAAACGUGGACAGAAAUCGCGUAUUUCUUUGAAUCUACUAAUCCCAUUUUCUGAUCAAACUAUUGGCUUCUCUCUCAUCAGUUGGUGCGGCUGCGGUGUUUGUGGGAUUGGCUGCUUACAGAGUCUAUGCGGCAAGAAAAGCCGCCUCUGGUUGA